Messenger RNA from Pongo pygmaeus (Bornean orangutan), 5325 nucleotides. RefSeq names its product SPT16 homolog, facilitates chromatin remodeling subunit (gene SUPT16H). The transcript has 26 exons. Bases 995 to 4138 code for a protein of 1047 amino acids. Gene Ontology annotation, biological process: transcription elongation by RNA polymerase II. Gene Ontology annotation, molecular function: nucleosome binding. The record is from RefSeq and is a predicted model, not a curated record. Gene Ontology annotation, cellular component: FACT complex. NCBI's taxonomy places the organism in Eukaryota, Metazoa, Chordata, Mammalia, Primates, Hominidae.
AGGAACCAUUUAUGUUUUGUUUGUAAUUAACUGAAGUAACGGUUAUUUGGGGGAAGCCAUAGAAUAGUGCCAGUUUUCAUGAACUGCAGCAAGGGGACUGGCCGACUGGAAGGAUGCUGCCACGACUUGGGCUCAGGGGGUGGGGUUGUGGGAAGGAACUAAAAGUUUGUAGAGCCCCUCAAGUCAUCUGUUUCCUCUGACUUAGACCAUCCUACUGCUCAGUGAAAGCUUGCGCAUAUUAUUUUUUCCUUUCGAAAGCUAGGUUCCUCCCCUAGCUUGGGUCGUAGUUUAUCACGAGGCUGGGCUCCAUUCCCCUGGUAUCAGUUCUCUGUCCCCGCGGAGCGCUUGACCCAGCAUCCUGGCACCGAGGAUCCCUCCAGUCCUGGAGCAGUUAAAGGCUUUUGCAGUCCCAUCAUUUCUAGGAGGGGCGCAUGCCCAGUUACACUGUAGUAGUCCCACUUUUAUCCCACGCUAGAUCCCGCUCUUUCCGCUCCCCCUUCCUUUGCAGAUGGGGUGGAGCUAUUACACCCGCGCGCGGCAGCUCUUGUGGGGCGGGGCAGGCACCGCCUACUUCGCUUCGCCUAGGGACUGCCGCCUCGGCAAAGUCUGAGGUCCUGGAAACCGCCGCUGAGCUGAGAGUUAAUAAGGGCGGAGGCAGAGCGUCACGUGACGACGUCGAUUCGCGUGCGGCAGUGGCGAAGUUGACAAGAAAACCCCGCGAAAAUCGACUCUUUGCAUCGCACAUUUUGUUGAUUUUCCCCCGUUUUUCUUUCUCUCUUUCCCCCGUCCAUCCGAAAAAGGAUUGGAAUAAAAAAAAAAAAAAAAAAAAAAAAAAAAACCCUAACGCUGUCGGGACCCGGAAGCGGAAAGGGCAUCUUUGAGGUCGAUACUUCCGGGUCAUUGGGGGAGUGCGGGAUUCCUGGGCCGAGAGCGGGUGGCGGAGCCGGGACCUCGCGUGAUUCUCGGAACCCGAGGAGAAGCGGCGUCCGGGGCUAUGGCUGUGACUCUGGACAAAGACGCUUAUUAUCGGCGAGUGAAGAGACUGUACAGCAAUUGGCGGAAAGGAGAAGAUGAGUAUGCCAACGUUGAUGCCAUUGUUGUAUCAGUGGGUGUUGAUGAAGAAAUUGUUUAUGCCAAAUCAACUGCCUUACAGACAUGGCUCUUUGGUUACGAACUAACUGAUACUAUCAUGGUCUUUUGUGAUGACAAAAUCAUCUUUAUGGCCAGCAAGAAAAAAGUGGAGUUCUUGAAACAGAUUGCCAACACUAAGGGCAAUGAGAAUGCUAAUGGAGCCCCUGCCAUCACACUGCUAAUACGAGAAAAGAAUGAAAGUAAUAAAAGUAGCUUUGACAAAAUGAUUGAAGCCAUUAAAGAAAGCAAGAAUGGCAAGAAGAUUGGAGUGUUCAGCAAAGACAAAUUCCCUGGAGAGUUCAUGAAGAGCUGGAAUGACUGCCUCAACAAAGAAGGCUUUGACAAAAUAGAUAUCAGUGCAGUUGUGGCAUAUACCAUCGCUGUAAAGGAGGAUGGGGAGCUCAACCUAAUGAAGAAAGCAGCCAGCAUCACUUCUGAAGUCUUCAACAAAUUCUUCAAGGAAAGAGUCAUGGAAAUAGUUGAUGCAGAUGAGAAAGUUCGACACAGCAAACUGGCUGAGUCUGUGGAAAAGGCCAUUGAAGAGAAAAAAUACCUUGCUGGGGCAGACCCUUCUACUGUGGAAAUGUGUUACCCUCCUAUCAUUCAGAGUGGUGGCAACUAUAAUCUCAAGUUCAGUGUGGUGAGUGACAAGAAUCAUAUGCAUUUUGGGGCUAUCACUUGUGCCAUGGGUAUUCGCUUCAAGUCUUACUGCUCCAACCUUGUUCGCACUUUAAUGGUUGAUCCUUCUCAGGAAGUUCAAGAAAAUUAUAACUUUUUACUCCAGCUUCAAGAGGAGCUGCUGAAGGAAUUAAGACAUGGUGUGAAGAUAUGUGACGUAUAUAACGCUGUCAUGGACGUGGUUAAAAAGCAGAAGCCAGAACUGCUGAACAAAAUUACCAAAAACCUAGGAUUUGGGAUGGGAAUUGAAUUCCGUGAAGGCUCCCUAGUAAUCAACAGCAAAAAUCAAUACAAACUGAAGAAAGGAAUGGUUUUCAGCAUCAAUUUAGGAUUCUCAGACCUGACUAACAAGGAGGGGAAGAAGCCAGAAGAGAAAACCUAUGCCCUGUUCAUUGGUGACACAGUGCUUGUGGAUGAGGAUGGCCCAGCUACUGUUCUCACUUCUGUGAAGAAGAAAGUGAAGAAUGUGGGGAUUUUCCUAAAGAACGAAGAUGAGGAAGAAGAGGAGGAGGAGAAAGAUGAGGCAGAGGACCUUCUGGGAAGAGGUUCUCGGGCAGCAUUACUUACAGAAAGAACAAGAAAUGAAAUGACUGCAGAAGAGAAGCGAAGAGCACAUCAAAAAGAACUAGCGGCUCAACUCAAUGAAGAAGCAAAGAGGCGAUUGACUGAACAAAAGGGAGAACAGCAGAUUCAGAAAGCUCGCAAAUCUAAUGUGUCCUAUAAAAACCCAUCUCUGAUGCCUAAGGAACCACAUAUUCGGGAAAUGAAGAUCUACAUCGAUAAGAAAUAUGAGACUGUGAUAAUGCCUGUGUUUGGCAUUGCAACACCGUUUCACAUUGCCACAAUCAAGAAUAUAAGUAUGUCCGUGGAAGGAGACUAUACUUACUUGCGAAUCAACUUUUAUUGCCCAGGCAGUGCUCUGGGCAGGAAUGAAGGCAACAUCUUUCCUAACCCUGAAGCGACUUUUGUCAAGGAAAUUACAUACCGAGCGUCAAAUAUUAAGGCACCCGGAGAACAGACAGUACCAGCCUUGAACCUUCAGAAUGCUUUCCGAAUUAUUAAAGAAGUACAGAAACGUUAUAAAACUCGAGAAGCUGAAGAGAAAGAGAAGGAGGGCAUUGUAAAACAAGACUCACUGGUGAUCAAUCUAAACCGGAGUAAUCCCAAACUGAAAGAUCUAUACAUUCGCCCAAAUAUUGCCCAAAAGAGGAUGCAAGGCUCACUGGAGGCCCAUGUCAAUGGCUUCCGCUUCACAUCUGUUCGAGGAGACAAAGUGGAUAUUUUGUACAAUAAUAUUAAGCAUGCUUUGUUCCAGCCCUGUGAUGGAGAAAUGAUUAUUGUCUUGCACUUUCACCUCAAGAAUGCCAUCAUGUUUGGGAAGAAGCGGCACACGGAUGUGCAGUUCUACACAGAAGUGGGAGAGAUAACCACGGACUUGGGGAAACAUCAGCAUAUGCAUGACCGAGAUGACCUCUAUGCUGAGCAGAUGGAACGAGAAAUGAGGCACAAACUGAAAACAGCCUUUAAAAAUUUCAUUGAGAAAGUAGAGGCUCUAACUAAGGAGGAACUGGAAUUUGAAGUGCCUUUUAGGGACUUGGGAUUUAACGGAGCUCCCUAUAGGAGUACCUGCCUCCUUCAGCCCACUAGUAGUGCGCUGGUAAAUGCUACGGAAUGGCCACCUUUUGUGGUGACAUUGGAUGAGGUAGAGCUGAUCCACUUUGAGCGGGUGCAGUUUCACCUGAAGAACUUUGAUAUGGUAAUCGUCUACAAGGACUACAGCAAGAAAGUGACCAUGAUCAACGCCAUUCCUGUAGCCUCUCUUGACCCCAUCAAGGAAUGGUUGAAUUCCUGCGACCUGAAGUACACAGAAGGAGUACAGUCCCUCAACUGGACUAAAAUCAUGAAGACCAUUGUUGAUGACCCUGAGGGCUUCUUCGAACAAGGUGGCUGGUCUUUCCUGGAGCCUGAGGGUGAGGGGAGUGAUGCUGAAGAAGGGGAUUCAGAGUCUGAAAUUGAAGAUGAGACUUUUAAUCCUUCAGAAGAUGACUAUGAAGAGGAAGAGGAGGACAGUGAUGAAGAUUAUUCAUCAGAAGCAGAAGAGUCAGACUAUUCUAAGGAGUCAUUGGGUAGUGAAGAAGAGAGUGGAAAGGAUUGGGAUGAACUGGAGGAAGAAGCCCGAAAAGCGGACCGAGAAAGUCGUUACGAGGAAGAAGAAGAACAAAGUCGAAGUAUGAGCCGGAAGAGGAAGGCAUCUGUGCACAGUUCGGGCCGUGGCUCUAACCGUGGUUCCAGACACAGCUCUGCACCCCCCAAGAAAAAGAGGAAGUAACUUCUGAACUUUGGCCCUGAGCUCCAUUCUUCCUCCAGCCAACCCCUGAAAAUUUUACAUGACAUAGAAACUGUAUUUUUCCUUUUGUUUUCAUUUGACGUUUUGCCAUUUGUGUUUAUGGGUUUAGGGGGCCAUUUGUGUGGACCAAUCUACUCGGGGAAUUCCAGGCCCACCAGGACACGUGCCAAUGGCCCCAUUCAGAUGGCAAGGGAGGAGGUGUUCUUGAAGACAGGAGGAGGCUCCCGCUGUUAAUAAAUAUUGUUUCAUUCUUCUCUCUUCCUGUCACCUUCUGCCAGGACAUCGAUGGCUUCUGACAUCUUAUUAUUUGGUGUCUCAAAGCUGUAUUUCCAAGACAGUGGUGACCCUGUAAUUAAGGUGACCCUUAAUUACCCAUAUCAUGACCAGCACAUUCAAUCCUCCAACCUACCCUACUGCCAUGACCUUCCUCACAUCUCUUAAGUUUUAUCUUUGCAAUACUCAAGGUUCUUGGAAAUUUGCUGAUGGUUGUGAUAAACCAUACAACUUGAGCUAGUGAGGCAGAUUGGGCUGGUGCCUUCGUCUGAGUUUUCCUGCUUUCCUGCCUCAUGCAGAUUCUGAGGUAUAUCUGCUGCCUUGGAAGACAUAAGAAGCAGUGAUACUCCCUGGCUCGGUUAUUUUCUCCAUACAAUGCACACAUGGUACAAUGAUAGAAGGCAAAAUUGCCACUGUCUUCUUUUUUUCUCAUAUAUCUAAGGAAGAUAUAUCAGGUUGUGCCUCAUGUACCGCUUCUAGUGAAAUGUAGAGGAAGGCUCAAAGGAGUCAACAUUUAGAUCUGGAAGGGACAAGUCAUGCCUUGGGCCUAGAAUACCCUGACGAGAAAAGAGAAGAGGAAGGGAGGCCAUAUCUACAACACAGCCUCUCAGCACUGCUGCUCCUUAUUUUAACUUUGUCUUGCAUUGUCCUGUAUUUAUCACAGUUUCUGUUGAACAGCUUUUCAAGUAUUUGGGGAGUUUAUCUUGCCAUCCUCCCCUUCUGGUUCUCUGCACCCACCUGUCCCACUGCAGUUCCUUCCGUGCUCUGUGACUUUAAGAGAAGAAGGGGGGAGGGGUCCCGGAUUUUAUGUUUGUUUGUUUUUUCUCCUUAGCAGUAGGACUUGAUAUUUUCAAUUUUGGAAGAACUAAAAGAUGAAUAAACUGGGUUUUUUUUUU